Molecule: messenger RNA, 1362 nt
Organism: Pongo pygmaeus (Bornean orangutan)
Lineage: Eukaryota; Metazoa; Chordata; Mammalia; Primates; Hominidae
Gene: CYCS
Product: cytochrome c, somatic
Exons: 3
Coding region: 176-493 (105 amino acids)
Molecular function (GO): heme binding; electron transfer activity
Source: RefSeq, a predicted model, not a curated record
ACUGCGUAGCCGCCAGCUCGGCCGCACGUCAGGGCGCGGGAGCGCGGAGCGAGUUUGGUUGCACUUACACCGGUACUUAAGCGCGGACCGGCUUGUCCUUGGACUUAGAGAGUGGGGACGUCCGGCUUCGGAGCGGGAGUCUUCGUUGCGCCAGCGACUAAAAAGAGAAUUAAAUAUGGGUGAUGUUGAGAAAGGCAAGAAGAUUUUUAUUAUGAAGUGUUCGCAGUGCCACACCGUUGAAAAGGGAGGCAAGCACAAGACUGGGCCAAAUCUCCAUGGUCUCUUCGGGCGGAAGACAGGUCAGGCCCCUGGAUACUCUUACACAGCCGCCAAUAAAAACAAAGGCAUCAUCUGGGGAGAGGAUACACUGAUGGAGUAUUUGGAGAAUCCCAAGAAGUACAUCCCUGGAACAAAAAUGAUCUUUGUCGGCAUUAAGAAGAAGGAAGAAAGGGCAGACUUAAUAGCUUAUCUCAAAAAAGCUACUAAUGAGUAAUAAUUGGCCAUUGCCUUAUUUAUUACAAAACAGAAAUGUUUCAUGACUUUUUUAUGUGUACCAUCCUUUAAUCUCAUACACCAGAAUUCAGAUCAUGAAUGACUGACAGAAUAUUUUGUUGGGCAGUCCUGAUUUAAAACUAAGACUGGCUUGUGGUUAAAUGAAUAUGUUCAGUUUUUGAAUUUUAAUAGUAACUCCAAUUCAGUAAAUGCUAUCACUGUUUACCCCUUUUAAAGAUAUGAUUAGACUUCGUUAGUCAUGUUCAACUUUUCACAAAGAUGGUGAGUGCCAUCUUAAAACUUACUGGAGAUUCGUUUUAUAUUUAGAUUUAUAUAACUGGUUAUGUGAAUAUAUUUAAAUACUGGGGAAAUUCCUUCACUGUCUUAGAACCAAGCAAGAUUCACCUGUGUUUUGUGUUCAUUUGCCUCUUAAAGGCAAAGGUUGAAGAUAAAUAAGGUAGCAAUGUCCAUAGUUUUGGCCUUAACUAUGCCAAUCUAAUUAUAAUUCCCUGUAUUUAAAAUGGUUCCUUUUACUUAUUGAAAGGCAUUUUCGUGUGGUUUAUGUGUAAUAUUAAAGAUUAUUCAACACCUCUCACAUCUUAUAGAUCUAUAAGGUCACAUGCUUUUAAAAUGGUAGCAAGUUAAACUUCACUCUUGAAUUCUUUACAAUCUAAGUCAAACUAAGUUAUAAUUUAGGAUUGUCUUUAAACAGCCAUUCAGAAACAUGAAACUGUAGAACUGUGUAUUUGUGAUUGGGAAUGGUGCUUUUGCCAACUUAAAAGGAUUAAAGUAAUGGAGAUAUACACAAAUUUUAAAAUUAUGUGUGGUCACAAGACUAAAGAUAAUUAAAAAGAAAACCACAGAUCAUGA